GAAAUUUUUCAACAUAUUUGUUUUUCAUUAAAAUAGGUAAAGAACACCUAGGCUUAAAUUUGGUAUUGUCUUCCUGCCAUGUGGACUUGCACCAGACAUCAUCCUGCAGCAAUGGAACCUGUAGUCACGCUUUAGUGCACUACAUGGCUGUGUCAGAUUUUUCCCGAGAUGGAGACAGAGUUUCGAGCAUUGUAGUGCAGCCUAUAGUUAAUGAGGACUUCCUGUGGAACAGCUACAUUCCAGACAGCAUUCAGAUCAGAGUCAAGGAUGUCCCAACUGCCUACUGCUAUUCAUUUACUGACCCACAUAUAAUUACUUUUGAUGGCAGGAUUUAUGAUAAUUUCAAGACGGGAACAUUUGUGCUUUAUAAGAGUAUGUCACGUGAUUUUGAAAUCCAUGUACGUCAGUGGGACUGCGGAAGCCUUCACUAUCCUGUGUCUUGUAACUGCGGAUUUGUUGCCAAAGAAGAAGGCAAUAUGGUUACUUUUGAUAUGUGCAGUGGUCAAUUACAUGAAUCACAACCAUAUUUAUAUGUGAAGAGCCAAGAUGCAUCCAGCAGUAUCAAGAUAAGUGAAUCUUACUUGGGAAGAAAAGUCACAAUCUGGUUUUCUUCUGGAGUGUUCAUCCGUGCUGACCUUAGUGAAUGGGGCAUGAGUCUCACAAUCAGAGCCUCUAGUUCAGAUUACAGAAACACUUUGGGUCUUUGUGGCACCUUUGAUGAAAAUCCAGAAAAUGAUUUCCAUGAUAGCAAUGGAAUCAAGAUUGACGAAAGUAUUAAUAAUUGCAUUGCUUUUAUUAAUGAAUGGAGGAUUAUAGCAGGAAGAAGCAUGUUCGACACAAUGCCGGCUGCUCAGGCCUUUCCUGGAAAGACAUCCUACUGCAGCUGCUCAUUGGGUUCGGCCCCCGAGGACCCAUUUUCUAAUCAUGUGAACAGUGCUUCUCAGUCAGAAAUCAGUUCAGGUUGCAACGACCUUCCACAUGUCAAAUUCACCUCUUUGAUUCCAGGACUUGAUGUCACCUCUGAAUACAUCAAUUCAGAAGCUCCAGCCAAAGGGAUAAAUAAUCAGACGUCCCAAGAGGAGAAUAAUUUUAAUUUCUUCCUGCAAGAAAACAAGUCUGCAAACCUAACCAAACUGGACAUAAAUUUGCACCAUCCUGGGAAUGAAAAACAAGAUGCAACAGAAUAUCUGGACGACCACAGACACACAUGGGACCAGGGUAGCCAGGCCCAAGAAACAAGUUGGAAUCCACAAAACAGAUGGAAACGACAAAACUUUAAUGAAUUCCUUUCUUUGAUUGCUUUUCAAAGUCUCGGCCAAACCAACCUUGAAGACUUUGCUUAUUUUUUCCCUGAGGACCAUGCUGAGAACAUCCACCAAGAGUUUGUCCCCUCGUGGCCCACACCCUCUGGCCUUACUGAAUACAGAACCAUGGUCCUCUGUCAGCAGACUCUAGCCAACUCAAGCAUAGGAAGACUCUGUCUUGACUUUCUUGGCAAGAGAUUAGACCACGUUAUUGAUAUGUGUGUUAAGGACAUUCUGUUAAAAGAUGAUGUUAGGUGGGCAGAAGCAGGUGUAGCCCUUUUGGAAAAUGAAUGUGAAAAGAGGAUGUUGGAAGAGGGGGAAUACAACACCGGAGAGUAUAACAAGUCAGUUGAAGACACUCUCUUGGUAUUACGGUGCCCCAGUUUAUGCAGUGGCAACGGGCAGUGUAUGGAAUGGGGCUGUGCGUGUUCCCCUGGCUUUAGUUCCUAUGAUUGCAGAGAUUUGUAUGACAAAGCUCCUGAAAUUACAGAGCUUGAGAAUGCUGGAUUCUGUGAUGUUCAAAAAUAUAACUGUGUGAUGGUGAAAGUUUUUGGCCAAGGCUUCAAAGAAUCAUCUUCCAUUAAGUGUGAAGUUACUAAAUUGCAG
This is a messenger RNA of Castor canadensis (American beaver), 1910 nucleotides long. The record is from RefSeq and is a predicted model, not a curated record. Lineage: Eukaryota; Metazoa; Chordata; Mammalia; Rodentia; Castoridae.